Linum trigynum is the source of this 2414-nucleotide messenger RNA. The record is from the annotation of a GenBank genome assembly. NCBI's taxonomy places the organism in Eukaryota, Viridiplantae, Streptophyta, Magnoliopsida, Malpighiales, Linaceae.
AUCACGGAUUUCUGCUCCCUCAAAGCUUUCUCCACCACUUAAUCCCCAACCGUCCCUCCCUCUUGACUCUGUCACUAUCCGAAAAACUUCAAACCCAGAAACUAAGAAUCGAAGCUAACAACUCAUGAUUCAGAAUUCCCCACGCCCACCCAAUUUCCCCGCCAUUCCAUUCCUCUUUAUUCUUCGCUCUUCCUUCUGGUUCUUCUCAAAUCAUCUCUCCCCACCAACCUUCAGUCCCCUUUUCAAUGGCGAUCCCCUGUUCUCCUGACUGGUCACUGGUCGCUUCUUCUUCAUCUUCACCUUCGCACAUCACGUGCUCCACCAAACCCAAAAGCUUCCCACCGUGCACCAAACCCAACAGCUUCUCUUUCCGCCCAAACUCCAAUUUCCAUAUCAAAUCUAUCUGCUUCCCAUCUGCUCCAGUGCUGGCCGCAGAAGAGAAAGAAGAAGUAGAAGAAGCACCCCCCAAUCUCCGUAGCAGCCACUUCCGGCUUCAAAGAGACUACAACCACCAGCAGCAGCCCUACCCGGCUUCAGAUGCAGAGAAUCUCAACGCAUUCCUUCGUGGGUUGCUUCACGAUCCCAGAACCGAAGCCUUGGCUUGUGACCACUACAGGAAAGCCAAGGAAACCCCACAGUUCAAGCCAGAGAAGUCCGUCGUCAAGCUUCUGGUGAAGUAUCUGGUUCGAACCAAGAACUGGGAUCGUUUGCUUCUGCUGCUUUCAGACGAUUUCAGGAGGUACGAUACUCUCCCCGACGCUUACACUUGCUCUACAUUGGUCGAGAAUUGCAUCCGAGCUAGGAAAUUCAGAAUUUCUGAUCGAUUCCUCGCGAUUUUCCAAUCCCACCCUAAAGUCUCUGUUUUAGCUUUCAAUUCCGCUAUGAAAGGUUACAACAAGUUGCAUAUGUACGGCAGUGUGAUUCGAUUGCAUGGUAAAAUGAAAUCUUCUGGAAUCGGUUUGAGUUCUGGCUGCUAUUACCAGGCAAUGAAGGCACACCAGAAAUUGGGCAAUGCAGAAAAAGUAGUUGCCCUGUUUGACGAGUUUGAAUCUGAAGAGCUUGACCCAAAACUAGAAGUGCUGACCAAAAUGUACAGAGUAUUGACUGAAUCACUAGCCAAAUCAGGUAGAGCUUCUGAAGCUCUGGGUUACUUGAGAAGGAAUAACAUGGAAGAUGGUUUGCUUGUCGAGGAUCCCAAAAUCUACUCAUCGUUAAUCUGGUCAUUUGCUGACUCCAAUCAAGCUCGAGAAGCGGAAGAGCUAUUUCACGAAGCGAUAGAGAAGAACACAUUGCAAGACCCAGAGGCAUUCUCGAAGCUCAUCUCGAUGUAUAUCGAGCGAGGUCAGGUGGAAAAGACUCUCGAUGUUGUCAGUGCCAUGAGCCACGAUGCAAACGUCAAGGUUACCGAUUGUGUGUUCUGUACGGUGCUGAACGGUUUCGCUAAAAGUAGAGGCUUUUCUGCUGCAAUCAAAGUGUACGAGGAGAUGAUAACCAAAGGGCAUGAGCCAGGACAGGUGACCUAUGCAUCAGCGAUCAACGCAUACUACCGUGUGGCAAACUAUCGCACAGCAGAGAAGGUGUUUGCAGAGAUGCGCGAGAAGGGUUUCGACAGUUGCCUUGUGGCGUACUCCACCGUCAUCGCGAUGUACGGGAAGAUGGGUAGAGUUACGGAUGCAAUGCGGCUGUUGGGGGAAAUGAAGGAGAGGAAGUGCAAGCCCAACAUAUGGGUGUACAAUUGCUUGCUUGAGAUGCACGGUAGGGCGAUGAAUGUGAAGCAAGUGGAGAAGAUAUGGAACGAGAUCAAGAGGAAGGGAAUCGGGCCCGACAAGGUGAGCUACACUAGCCUCGUGAGCGCAUACAACAAGGCAAAGGACUUCGACAAGUGUGUUGAGUAUUUCGAAGAGUACAGGACGGUGAUGAAUGGCGAUGGCGUGGAUAGGAAGAUGGGAGGGAUAAUGGUGGGGGUAUUCUCAAAGAUGAGUUUGAUAGAGGAGAUGGUGAAGCUGUUGAGAGACAUGGAGUCAGUUGGGACGGGAUUGGAUGCGAGGCUUUAUGCAACGGCUUUGAAUGCAUUGAGAGACGCUGGGCUCGAGUCGCAGUCAAAAUGGUUGAAGGAGAGCUUUCAAGCUACUUGAGAGAGUAUACCCUUUUGAUUUAGUAUCCUUUUCACUUCAGAAUCCCUGUUGUAGCUCAGUAGCUAGCAUGUUAUAGUGUACACUGAUACAUAAAUGAUUGUAUAGUGGCGCCUGUGAUGAUAUAAAUGGAAGAUUUUUCUGUAAUGUUGUCAGAGAUUAACGAAGAUCAUCAUUAUUAGCUGACAUAACUAAGGAGAUACAGAGACCAAAGAUUGGUUUAACAGGCAGAUGGUGGAUAAGAUAACUCAGAAAAUAGGGAAAUAAAUACUAAACAUUGGC